Messenger RNA from Gordionus sp. m RMFG-2023, 1604 nucleotides. Its product is annotated as geranylgeranyl pyrophosphate synthase-like. The record is from RefSeq and is a predicted model, not a curated record. Bases 56 to 943 code for a protein of 295 amino acids. NCBI's taxonomy places the organism in Eukaryota, Metazoa, Nematomorpha, Gordioida, Chordodea, Parachordodidae. Gene Ontology annotation, molecular function: prenyltransferase activity. The transcript has 8 exons. Gene Ontology annotation, biological process: isoprenoid biosynthetic process.
UAGCCCUCCACAAGUUGGGCUUUAUUAAUAACAUGUGUUUCCAAUUCUUUUGUAAAUGAAUGUAAAUAUUGUUCCUGAUGAAAAAUUACUAGCCCCCUAUUUUUAUAUAUCUGAACUUCCAGGCAAACAGAUCAGAACUAAAUUGUCUAAAGCUUUCAAUCAUUGGCUCAACAUACCAGAUGACAAAAUUGAAUUGAUUGUACAAAUCAUACAAAUGUUACAUAAUGCUAGCUUAUUAGUUGACGAUAUAGAAGAUGAUAGUAAAAUGAGAAGAGGUCGACCAGUAGCACACACUAUAUAUGGAUGCCCUUUAACUAUAAAUGCUGCAAAUUUUAUAUAUUUCCUAGCCCUUGAUAAGGUUUUAUUAUUGGGCCAUGCACAAGCAAUCAAAAUUUAUACAGAAGAACUCUUAGAAUUACACAGAGGUCAAGGAAUGGACAUUUAUUGGAGGGAUUCAUUUGUGUGUCCAUCUGAAGAAGAAUAUUUUUCCAUGGUGGCUAAAAAAACAGGGGGUUUAUUUCGUCUAGCCUUCAAAUUGAUGCAACUCUUUAGCUCAAACCAAUCCGACUAUACCUAUUUGCUCAAUGACCUGGCCAUUUAUUUUCAAAUACGCGAUGAUUAUGCAAAUUUAUUGUCCCCCGAAUAUCACGAGAACAAAGCGUUUUGUGAAGACUUAACGGAAGGCAAAUAUUCGUUUCCCAUAAUCCACGGCAUCAAUCAAGAGACCAAUGGGUUAAGUAGAAUCAGGAAUAUCUUAAAACGUAGAACGGAUGACCCGCAACUCAAAACUUAUUGCGUAGAGGUGUUGAAAGAAAGCGGAUCUUUUAAACAUACCUUGCAGACCUUGAAUGGGUUGGAGGAAAAAAUCCGAGAAGCCAUCGCUCAUUUUGGAGGGAAUGACCUUCUUCUACAAAUUAUUGACAAUUUAAAGAUCAAAAAUUAGUAAUUUUUUUAGCCUCUCGGAAGAAAAAAUUGUUUACAAAUUACAAUAUUUUGAAUUGCCAAAAUAGUUUUAACUCCCCUCCCAUAUUUUUAUUGUUGAUUAUUGAAAAUUUAUUUUGUGAAGUCCCGGUCAUGAUUAAUAAUUUAAUGAAAUAAAUAUUAUUUUAAUUAAAUUUCUUAAUUUACCUUUUCCUUUUAAUAUAAAACUACAAAUUUAAUACCACUCAUUUUUUUUUGUAUAAAAAAAUAACAAUUUUAAUAUAUUUUAUAAUUAUCGAAUGCGAGGUUUAUUCAGGUUAUCUGGAUAAAAGUUGACGUCCAUCUUUGUCAGAUAUUAGUUUUUGAAUAUUUUCUUUAUAAAAUAUAAAUCGCAAAUCUAACCAAUAAAGCAAAUAAUUAAGAUAAUCUAUAUAUCGCUUUUUACAUACUUUUGUUAACUUAUUCUCUCAAUAUUUUUAUCGCAAUACCAUAUUCAUUAACCAUAUCAGACCUAAUCAUUGAACCAAAGAUUUAUUUCAUAUAUACUAUUUUAAUAUGAAAAUUUGCAAUUUGUACAGAUUAUAAUGUAUACUUAUUUAUUAAACAAAUUUAUAUAACUUGUAAAAUUUUAUCGCUAAAUGAUCCAAUUUAUAUAAUUACUUUGGGCAUAUUUUUUUGAAACA